Messenger RNA from Aureobasidium pullulans EXF-150, 1463 nucleotides. RefSeq lists its product as uncharacterized. Gene Ontology annotation, molecular function: dipeptidase activity. The coding region runs from base 94 to 1428 and encodes 444 amino acids. The transcript is spliced from 3 exons. The record is from RefSeq and is a predicted model, not a curated record. Lineage: Eukaryota; Fungi; Ascomycota; Dothideomycetes; Dothideales; Saccotheciaceae.
CACAUCUCCGCAUCACCACGUCCAUCUCUCCAAUACAAGUAUUCUCCACAACUCUACCGACCAUACCAACCACUGUUGAUAAUCCUCUUUCAAAUGGACGACACAAUUGAUGACGACUUCAUCCUAAUCGACCAUCCCUGUCGCCCUCCCACAACCUCCAUUACCUCUACACCACCGUCCUAUCUCCCCACCAUAUCCACCCACAUCAACACCCUAAGCCCAAAACUCCGCGACAUCAGUCUAGCCAUCCACGAUAAUCCGGAAUUGAAUUAUGAAGAGUUCAAAGCUUAUGCGUUGUUGGUGGGGUUCUUUAAGGGGUUGGACGGGUGGAAAGUAGAGGAGAAGGCUUGUGGGAUUGAGACGGCUUUUAUUGCUGUUUUUGAUAAUACAGGAGGGAAGGGUAAGGGUGGGAGAAAAAGGGUUGUGAGUUUUAAUGCAGAGUAUGAUGCUCUACCUGGAAUCGGACAUGCUUGCGGUCACAAUCUCAUCGCCAUUGCUUCGAUAUCCGCUGCCCUGGCCUCGAAACAUGUCAUGGAGAAGUUCGAUAUCACUGGAAAAGUGGUGCUGUUCGGUACACCUGCUGAAGAAGGCGGCGGCGGCAAAAUCGCACUCCUAAACGCCGGAGCCUAUGCAAAACACAACGUCGACAUAUCCCUAAUCUCCCACCCCGGCAUCACCCCCGACGCCUCCCUCGUCCGCACAUCAGCCUUCCAAGCCUUCCGCAUCGAAUACUUCGGCCGCGAAGCCCACGCAGCAGCCGCACCCUGGGAAGGCAUCAACGCCCUAGACGCCUUGAUCACAGCAUACACCUCCAUUUCCGUGCUCCGCCAACAAACCCAAUCCGGAGAUAUAAUCCAAGGAUGUAUUACACAAGGAGGUGUGAAACCUAAUAUCAUCCACGCAUACGCCAGUGGGGAUUUUGUAGUAAGGUCGACGACGAAGCAGAGGCUAGAAGCAUUGAAGAAACGAGUGGAUAAAUGUUUCGAAGGUGCUGCUGUGGCUACUGGGGCGAAGUUGAAAAUGACAUUGCAGUCGAGAUAUUUGGAUCAUGUGCCUAAUGUACCUUUGGGACGAGGGUAUGCGAAGCAUUUUACUGCUUUGGGAGGGAAGUUGCAAGCGCCGGAGAUGGAGUUGUUGACGGGUUCUACGCAGGCGAGUACGGAUCAGGGGGAUAUUAGUCAUGCUAUGCCGUCCAUCAGUGCUGGAUUUAGGAUUGAGAGUGUGGCUGAGGAUGGAGGACGAGGAGGAGGGCCGCACACGCCCGAUUUUACCAGGGCAAGUAGGACGGAAAAGGCACAUGAGAAGGCUUUGAUGGUUGGCAAGGCAUUAGCUGCUACUGCUGUUGAUGUAUUGACUGUGGAGGGUUAUCUUGAGGAGAUCAAGAAGGAGUUCAAGCGUGGUCGAGAGCAAAUAGCGGAAGUGAAGUAAGUCGACAAUCAAAAAGGCAAGGUUUGACCAGCAAA